Molecule: messenger RNA, 2431 nt
Organism: Ceratina calcarata
Lineage: Eukaryota; Metazoa; Arthropoda; Insecta; Hymenoptera; Apidae
Product: carboxypeptidase B
Exons: 8
Coding region: 616-2016 (466 amino acids)
Biological process (GO): proteolysis
Molecular function (GO): metallocarboxypeptidase activity; zinc ion binding
Source: RefSeq, a predicted model, not a curated record
AUUCCUUACCUCUGCGUUAAGAUCAUGAAAAUGUGAAAUUAAUGAAUUCUUCAUUCACAAUCAUCAACAUGUUGCGCGUGUUCUCGUCGAAAUCCCAAGUCAGACUGAUUUACAUCCUUACGCGCAAUUUUUGUUUCCGGUAUACGUGCCUUCUUAAAAAGACAGUUUUUAACAAGAAAGGAAAAUGGAUUUUUCCAUUCAGUAGGAGUGGACGCUUUAGUCAAAUGCGCACAGAGUUCGAGGACCAUCUAGUCGCUAAUUCUUGUUUUAUUAUCCCAAAAAUUAUUACAUCUUCGUAAAAAAUUAUUACGAAAGAAAUGAAGUGAACGCGGGAAUUAAUUAAAUUUACAGAAAUAGCAUGACAAACAUAAAAUCGGCGAAGAUCAAUUUGAUGCACGCCUAUCGAAUCAAUCAGAAACGAAAUUUUUAACUACGUAAUCUGCAGCAAAGAAUGAUUCGUAAAUCGAAUGUUAUCUAGUUCUUUUCAAUCAGGAAUGUAUCUGCAAGCUGAACGAUUCUGUAUAAUGAAAUUCCAAUUAACGCUAUCUGCUGUUACAAGAAAGUCUUUUUAAUCACGGUGAAUCUUAUCGCAACGUCUAUCGAUUUCAAACAAAGAUGUUUCCACCAUCGAUCAAACGUGAUGAACCGCAAUCACGUGAUUCAAAUUUGUAUCGGUAUCGAUACGGUGCAAUAUAUAAAACAGUAAGGAAGAACGUCUCUUAUUUACUGUGCGUAGACAACAUGCGUAUCUUCGUACUGGUUUCAGCGAUCUUCAUCGCGGCUGCGGCCGCCGACGAGGAAGUCCUGCCUCCCUUAAAGGGAAUGCAGUCGCUCUCAAUUUCGUACGAGACGCCCGAGCAAUUCUAUUUACUGAAGAACUACGUGGGCGCUCCAGGAUUCGAUUUCCUGAGGAGCACCCACGACCUCGUGGACGUACUGGUGACAGCGGACAAAGUGGAAGAAUUCAAGGAACUCCUCAAGGAACAUCGUAUGAAUUAUACAGUCAUGAUCGAAGACGUCGAGGAGAAAGUGACGGAGGAGAAGAUGAGGCAAGAGAUCGCGCGUAGAGUUCAAACGAAACUGUCGGAUUAUGCUGGCUCCGGUAGACUGUCCUUCACUUACUACCCCACUUACGCCGAGGUGAACGACUACCUAAACUACGUGAUUAAGACUUACGGGAACGUGGCCUCGUUGAUUAACAUAGGUAAUUCGUACGAGGGACGAGCGAUGAAAGUUUUGAAGCUGUCCACCGGUGGCAAUAAUAAGCCGGCUAUUUUCAUCGAUGGUGGAAUCCACGCCAGGGAAUGGAUCGCCCCAGUGACAGUUCUUUAUAUAGUUGACACUUUGCUGGCUAAUAACAAGGGCCUUCUGUCUCACGUCGACUGGUACAUCCUGCCGGUUCUGAAUCCGGACGGUUACGAAUUCACGCAUACCAAAACCGCGAACCGAUUAUGGAGAAAAACGAGGAGCAACACAGGUUCCAGUUGCAAGGGUGUCGACGGAAACAGGAAUUACGACAUGGAAUGGAUGACUAUUGGCGCGUCGAACAAUCCAUGCAGUGACACUUACGCUGGCCCUAAACCGUUCUCUGAGGUGGAGAAUCAACACUUGAGGGACUUCAUCUUAGCACGAAAGGCGAAUAUCAAAGCUUACCUUACGUUCCAUUCUUACGGCCAGUAUAUUUUGUACCCGUGGGGAUUCACGUCCAAAGUGCCUGCCAACGAGCCUGAGCUACGUAAUCUUGCGAUCAGUUGCGCAAAUGCUAUCGCCAAGUUCCGUAAAACUAAAUACACUUAUGGAACGUCCGCCAAUCACUUGUAUCCAGCAGCUGGAGGCAGUGAUGAUUGGGCCAUGGGCAAAGCCGGCAUCAAUUUAUCCUAUACUUACGAAUUACCCGGCGGUAAUUCCGGAUUCCUGUUGCCACCAUCUGAGAUCAAAGCCGUUGGCACAGAGACGUUCGAGGCUAUCAAAGUAAUUCACCAAUACGUCACGUCGAAGUAUGCAUCGCAGCAUUAAUUCAUCGCGCUUCUCGCGUCUACAGAAAUUCAUCAAUUGUAUCUAUCUAUUAUCGCGGAGACUAUACGGUGAAUGAUUAUGCAAACAUCGGAGUAUAAAUUCAAUUAUAGAAAUAUCGACAGAAUAGACCGUUUCGAUUCAUGUCUGAAAAUUCUGAGGAAUAUUUUAUAAACCUUUGAAUAUUUACAAUCCGUAGUACAGACUCUCAAAUGAAUUAAUAUCUCAAUAAAUAUUAUUUUAUAUCAAAUCCUGUUCCUCCUAAUUCCCUCUGAUUGCCGAGCGAAAUCGAGUUACCGCGGUGAUCAAACUUAAACAAAUGUUCUGACGUUACACAAACUGGAACAAGUCGAAACAAGAAUUCGAAUUGUCCAAGUGCGGAGCCCGCAAGAGGCUAAUCAAUACUAAACCAACUCGG